This is a messenger RNA of Ctenocephalides felis (cat flea), 2812 nucleotides long. RefSeq lists its product as uncharacterized. The coding region runs from base 134 to 2812 and encodes 892 amino acids. Lineage: Eukaryota; Metazoa; Arthropoda; Insecta; Siphonaptera; Pulicidae. The transcript is spliced from 4 exons. The record is from RefSeq and is a predicted model, not a curated record.
ACAUUUUAGAAGUGUUGAAAAAUGACAACAGAUUUAAUAUUUCACAAUCUUCCUUGGGAUCUAAUAUACAUACCACAUCCCAGGUAAACGAAAACAUGAUAACUAUAGCAGAUAGUUUUGAAUAUGUGUCCCGAUGCCUUAUGAUGAUAAAUCUAACAAGAAUUCAGAUUAUGAUAAUACUUCUUCAGUAACAAAAUCUGAAACCGCUCAAUCGAUAAAAAGUAAGAUCAGAAAGGAAUCAUCAAGUAGUAAUAAUUAUAUGACAACAGGAACUAGUACAAAUUUAUCUAGCAAUAAAAAUGAUCCUUUAUUCGAUGAUGUGAAAUUAUCUACAUUGAAUAACGAUAUAAAAACUGGUAUACGUUUACUGAAUUGUAUGAUGUACAGUAAAAAGGGUAAUGUAGAGUUAAAGAAAAAAAUGGUUAAAAGAAUUGUUAAAAGGCUUCUGGAAGUAAAUUAUGGCGACGAUACAGCUACUUCUGAUGUUUCAAGACCACAAUCAAAAUUGAAAGAGUAUACUUCGAGUACAACAGGAGUUAAUAGCUGUGAUUCAAAAACUUCACAAGCAGCAAGUCCUGAUCCGAGUUAUUCUUUGCCUGAAAAUUUAGUAGCUAAUGUGCCUUGGAAACCAUACAAAUUUGCUCAAGGUGUAGAUUUCAUUAGAGUUCCAACUAAACCAAUGGCUAACGACGCACCUGUUAUUCACGAAGAAAAACCAAAAAGUGUUUUUACCAUACGAGGCAAAAAUGAUUUUACCUGCCAAGAUCAAUCGUUUCAAGACUUAGCUCAAAAUCAUUUGAAAUCUGUGGAAAAGCUAAAUAUGUUGAAUGAUCAGCAAAAAAUGUUGGAACAAAAUUUACUUCAACAACAAAUCAGAACUGAACAAAAUCACGACAAAUCACAAGGAAUUGGGUUAAUAAAUUAUGCAAAACAAGAAAAAGAUAUACAACUGGCUUGGAUAAACUCGGAAAUUGAACAUUUGAAUUAUCUAAAAACGUUGCUGGAAAAUAAUCAACCCGAGAAGACAAAGUUUGAUUCACUUGGUCCUUAUAAAGUUAGCGAAAGAGGUGAUACUAAAUUUGACUUUAAUUUCUUUUCUGAACUAGGUAAAAUACCAAAUCGUAACAUGAUAUAUCCAUUGGUAACAGAUUUUGAAGUAAAAUCUACUAGUAGAUCAUGUCCAUGUCGAAAUAUGAUGGAAAAUCCAUCAGUUUCUCAGAAAACUGCAGAACCAAGACGUACAUCUUUAAAAAGUGACACUUCCAGUAAACAAAGUCUGAUAGACAGUAGUUAUACAUCUAAAACUUCCUUAAAAUCCAAAGAAAAACAAAUGCCAACAUCUGAAGAAAAAGGUUCCUCUCCUUCUUCAAGUAAGGAGUCAAUUCGCGAGCAAUUGAAAAAACUUACAAGAAGCAUAGAAAUGUUAAAGCAAUCGACACAACUUGCUAAAGACAAUCCAAGCACCCGCAGUUCUUGCAUAACAUAUCCUGAAUGGGAUUCACACAUAAAUGUCAGCAGGCCCUAUUCUGAAGUAAUCGGCAUAGACCAGGCUCAGAAACAAAAAAUAGUUGCAUCAAAGUCAUCUGGGCAUUCAACAAAAUCUAAACCUUCACCAGAUAUUUCAACAAAGUCUAAAGAUAAAAAUGAUAUCAAGAGCAAUGUUUUAUCAGAGAAUAUAUCAGAACAUAAGUCAUCUUCUCAUUCUAAGCUUGUCGAGUCAUCAGGAACACAUACGUCUUUAAAAUCUGCUACGAUAUCUAUAAGUGGACAAAACAAAUCAACAGAAUCAUCUCCGGGAUGGGAAAGUUAUGAAAAGACAUCCACAAGAAAACCACAAGUUCAAACAAUCAGUACUCAAACAUCCAAUCGCAACAAUUCUGAUAAAAUGGUGGAAGCUGUUAUGGUUAGUUGUAAUCAUUGUAAAAAAUGUUCUUGCAAAUGCAGUAAAAAAACUCAAACGUUAGAAAAGAAACAUGGUAAAACAUCAAAGCCACCUGUAGCUUAUAUUUUAACAUUUGAAAGUGAAUCGACACCGACAAAUAGUUCUAGGAAUGGAAGAAAGCCUUCGCUGGAUGAAGUUAAGGUCAAAUUACCUUACAAUCGAGAAAACAGAAGUAGACAUCCUAAAACCAACAAGCACAAAAAAAUGAAUAAUGAAAAAACUGUUAUCACUGUAUUCGACAAUAAGUCAAGAUUUAUUUCUGAAGGCUCUGCAGAAUUACAAACUAUUAAUCUGGGAGAUUUUGACAACCUCAAGACCGAUAGUUACUCGGAGGAUACUGAAAAUACUGCUGGUACUUUGAAUGAAAGUACUCUGCUAAGUACAUCAACUGAUAGUUUUCUGGUGGCUCGAGAAAAGAAGCAGAAUGGAAAUAGGAAACAUAACCCGACUGUGCAGGAGUGUUUGGUUAUUUACAAAAGUGAUUUUGUGAAGAAAGCUGAUAGACGGAGAGAUGUUAUUAAUAGAAUUGCAGAAUUAAGAACCCAGAGAAAUAAUGAAAGGAAAAAGCUUUUGCAGUUGAUUGAAGAAGAACCGAAACUAAAAACAGAAAUAGCCAAUGUCCAAAAGAUGUUGCCUCAGAAAACAAAAUCUCAGAAAAUUUUCACUACGAAGGAAAUUCGCGAGAUGUCUAGGAAGAAAUAUAAAAAUCUUCCGGAAGUGACCCAGAAGAAGAAGGAUGCUCUCAGAAAUAAUCUGUACAGGAACAAUCGGUUUAUCGCGAAUAUUUUUAAUAAGAAAUUACAAAAGAGAGUUCUUCAAGGCAAGCACACAUUGUCUCAUAGCUUUAAUUUGAUCAAUGGAAUCGACUGA